GAGAGCGCAGUGUCGCGUCGAACUUCUAGCAGAGCGCGUCGCACGUCCGAGUACCGGCCGCCGCCCGUCAUCAGUCGCCGUACCGCGCAGCCACGUAACCUCUACCUUCUUAGUUUUUAGUAGUCAGUAGUAGGGCACCCGCCGGUUUCACUUGUCUAGCAAUAACAAUUGUCUGUGCUUGUGUCCACAAAUAAUAACAUCCUGUGGAAUUAUAAUAAUAACAUCAAUAUUCAUCAUCAUCGUAAUAUUGUUUACUCCGAUAUACAUAUAUCUAUAGAUAUAUAUAUACAUACAUACAUAUUACUCCGAUUAGUCGUCGGUUGCUACUACUGGUGGUGCUACUUUGGAGUUUAAAAAAAUAAAAAAUCUCAAUAAUUUGUCAGGAGCCAAUUGCACAGGAUUAAGAGAACUGAUCCUGGUACUGGUGCUGCUAACUAACUGGCGGGAUUGUAAUUGAUAUUUGUAAAUUGUGGACGCACACGGCGCGGACACGCGGGCCCUCGUUAACUCCUGCAGCAGACGCGCGCGCGCCGUGCUGUCGUCUGUCUCAGAGACUUAAACGAACUGAUUAACUAAUUAAUUGAUUUAUCGAUUGAUUGAUUGAUUGAUUGAUAUAUUAACUGAUUAAAUUGCUUAUUAACUGAAUAAAUAAAUAGACAUUUAUAUUAAAUAAUAAAACGAUAAGUGAUUUGGUGGUGACUUAACGUCAAACCUCUUGGAGACUGACCUGGUGUCCAGGGAGUUGAGGGCGAAUCUGACGACUACGAGGACGAGAGCGUAACUCGUCGCGGCGGCUGCACGAGAGCAGGACAGGCGCACGCGAAUAGUCAGACUAGAGUCAGACAUCAACAACAACAACAACAACAAUAACCCAAGAGCAUUAGCUUGAGUGCCGAGGGUUUACGGAUUCGAUAAGAAAUACUGUUGAUUAAUAAAUCGUAACGAGUGUUAUUGUGGAGGAUUUAAUUAUGGAGCAGCAGAGUCAAGAAAUAGUUGCAAGCGGAUCCAUGGCCGAGGUGCCCAACGAUCCAGGGAAAAUGUUCAUCGGUGGUCUCUCAUGGCAGACCAGUCCAGAGAGCCUGAGGGAGUAUUUCACCAAGUAUGGAGACAUCACAGAGGUUAUGGUGAUGAAGGAUCCAACCACACGCCGAUCAAGAGGUUUCGGAUUCAUCACGUUCGCAGAUCCAUCGAGCGUAGACAAAGUAUUAGCCCAGGGGAACCACGAGUUGGACGGCAAAAAGAUCGACCCGAAAGUCGCGUUUCCGAGGAGGACACAUCCGAAGAUGGUGACAAGGACAAAGAAGAUAUUCGUCGGCGGACUGUCAGCGCCAACGACGCUGGAGGACGUCAAAAACUACUUCGAACAGUUUGGUCCGAUUGAGGACGCCAUGCUGAUGUUCGACAAGCAAACCAGCAGGCACAGAGGUUUUGGCUUCGUCACAUUUCAAAGCGAGGAUGUAGUCGACAAAGUAUGUGAAAUUCACUUCCACGAGAUCAACAACAAAAUGGUCGAGUGCAAGAAAGCACAGCCAAAAGAAGUGAUGCUCCCGGCAAAUUUGGCGAAGACGCGAGCGGCCGGCCGAGGUGCGUACGAUUUUAUGUGGUCCCUGGGAGCUCUACCUGAUGGUUUCCCAGCAGCAUAUGCAGCAUACGCAGCAGGCCGUACCUACUCUGGGUAUCCUAGUUUCGGACUACCCUACGCGACGGCAGGAGUGCCGGCGAUUUACUACCACGGGACAGGGGGUGAGAACGCGGGCCGCGUAUACUCAGAGACAAUGCAACAUGUACAACGGAGUGCACUGAGCAAGAAAUUGGAUCUUACCAACGGACAACUCACACCAAACAACAACACGCCUUUGCUAACGCAAGCUCUUUCUGUGAUGAACAACUACCAAGCAGCACAAGCCGGGUUUCAGCCAGCCUCACCACACGGGGCCGGAGGUCACGGUGGGCCCCAGGGCCGAUCAUUUCCUGCGGCCAACUCACCCGGGCCAAUAGACAUGUACAGUUCGAGCGCAGCAGCCGCAGUGGCAGCCGCAGCCGCGGACUCAGCAGUCGCCAGCUACGUACAGGCCGCAGCUAGUCCACAGCCCCCUACAACCGCGUUUCCCGCGAUCGCAGUAUCUCGCGCCCCGCUCAACUACAGUCCCGGUCCUCUGAUACCGGCGGCGUUCACUAAUGGCUACCAUUGAGCCUUGUUAAGACAACAAGAUGGACGAGAGGGCAACGCGCUAUUCCAUCAUUAACGGCACGAGAAAUGUGAACGCCUUGUAAAUUUGUGAGCUGGCUUCUGGACGACUGGAAUAAAUUUUUAUUUAAUUAUACCAUAUAAUUAUAAUUAUCUAUCACUAUUAUUAUUAUUAUUAUUAUUAUUAUUAUUAUUAUUAAUUAAUAUAAUUACAAUAACAAUUAAAAUGAUAAUUAAAAUACAAUUAUUAUUUAUACAUUAUAUAUAAAAAAAAUAUAUAUAUGUAUAUAUAAAUAUAUACAUAAAUGUAUAUUAAUAUCGAUACUAACAAUUAAUAUUAAUAUUGGGAUGACUAAAAAAAAAUUUUUCGGAUCCGCGCUCACAAUCAAGCACGAGGCGAAUCCGCGGACGAGUUAUCGACCCGCAAUAAUAAUAUACCUAAGAAAAAAUAUGAAAAAAAAAUGCUCGGUUCGUCCAGAAGCAAAUUGAUCCAAUUUACAAAAAAUAAACUAAUUAAAAUAAUUAAAAAAAAGUACAGGCACUAUACACUACACACAGGCGACACGGGGACACAGAUUGACACAGAUUGACCGAGACUGCAUUAAAAUUAAUUAUUUAUUAAUAAACAUCAACAAUAACAAUAAUAAUAAUAAUAAUUAAUAAUAAAUAAAUAAUUAAAAGGUUGGAUAAACAACGCGCACGCCCAUUCUCGACAUUUAUUAUUAUUAUAAUGAAUUUAAAUAAUUAAUUAAUAAAUGCUAAUUAACGUAAGUCUAUACAGUAUAUGAAUAUAUAAAUAUAUAUAUAAAUAAAUAAAUAUAUGAUAAUUAAUUGAUGAUUAAUAGCGUAAUCUUUAAGAUUCACUUAUCAUUACUAUUAUUAUUAUUAUUAUUAUUAUUAUUAUUAUUAUUAUUAUUAUUAUUAUUAUUUUAUUUUUUCCAUUAUUUUUGAUUAAUUUAUAUUAAUAAUAAAUUAACUAAUUAAUGAUAAUAAUUAAACUAUUAAUUGAAAAAAUUUUUAAAAAAGCGCGCGUUGUAUAAAUUUGAAUUUCGCGCGCAAAUGAAACGAUUUAGAAGUAAUAAAAAUAUUAAUAGUAAUAAUAAUAAUAAUAAUAAUAAAUGUGUGUUGCAAUAUUUGUUUCUUCCACGUGCGAUUUAUUGAGACGGUAAUGAUAAUUAAUUUUAAACGAUAACGCAAAAGCUUUAGGGCCGUUGGUUUUUUAAUUCCCAUUGCGGUCUAAAAAAUACGAUUGUUUACUAUAAUAAAAGAAUAUAAUAACUAAUGAGGAUAUUAAAUAAUUAUUAAUUGAAAAAUAUACAUAUAUAUAUAUAUGCCCGUGGGCAAGUAAGAUACAAGAUUAAUUAAUGGUAAUUGGUUUCAAAAAAUAGCUCGAGCGGCCACGGGUUGAGGCCUCGUCUUCCUGUUUUAUGGACUUUAUUUAUGGAGAGUAUUUUCUUAAUUUCAUUAUUUUCUACAGAAAUUGGUUAUAAAAGAUUUCUAAUUAAUAAAAUUUUUAUUAAUGGGUUGAUAUUCGAUAAUUAAUGAGUUUUUUUAGUAAAGAGAAUAUUUACUUCACUUAAUUAUGGAAUUUCCAACAGGAAAUUUUUUUUUUUAAAUUAUGAUCCGUUUUGAAGGAUGGAUUCUAACUGAGAUUAAACAGCGAUUUAAUAAAUAUGAGAUAAACAAUUUGUUUAUAUAAAUAUAUGUGCAGUAGCCAAUGACGGAAAAGGCCAAUUAAUAAGAAAUUUACUGUAAAAAAAAAAAACAAAGAUUUCAUUCUCCUAAAAAAUCUCAGUCUCAUAAUUUUGUAAAUUAAUUUGAAAUUUAUUUGUAAUCAAAACUCUACACUGUAAAAAUCAGGAGUGAAUACGAAGAGAAUUAAAUAAAUGAACAUCUCCGCAUUUACUCCAGACUUAAUCCGCGUUCACUCCGAAAAAUUUUUACAAUGUAAAAAAUUAUAUGAUUUUAAUAUGAUCCUGAAGUUUGCAGACAAUUAACAAUUUUCGGAUUUUUUUAUCAAGUUUAAUAAAAAAAAAAAAAAAAUACAUAUGUCGAAAAUUAAAAAAACUACAGGUGCAAUUUUUCGAAAUAUUUUUUUUUUUCUAAUUUAUCUCUUUUAAAGAAAUUCCAAAAUUAUUAGACGGCUAAUUUCAUGAUCUCGAAGUUAGCAAACAAUGAAUAAUUUUUGGAAUUUUUUUUUCUACUAAUUAAUUACAAAAAAAAAAAAAAAAAAAUAAAAAAAUGCACAUGUAGAAAAUUAAAAAAACUACAGGUGCAAUGUUUCAAAAUAUUUUUUUUUUAAUAAUUUAUCUUUUUUAAAAAAAUUCCAAAAUUAUUAGACGGCUAAUUUCAUGAUCCCGAAGUUAACAGACAAUGAAUAAUUUUUGGAAUUUUUUUUUAUACUAAUUAAUUACAAAAAAAAAAAAAAUUCAAAAAUGCACAUGUAGAAAAUUAAAAAAACUACAGGUGCAAUUUUUCAAAAUAUUUUUUUUUUAAUAAUUUAUCUCUUUAAAAAAAAUUCAAAAGUUAUUAGACGGCUAAUUUCAUGAUCUCGAAGUUAACAGACAAUGAAUAAUUUUUGGAUUUUUAUUUUUAACAAAUCAAUUAAAAAAAAAAAAAUGCACAUGUAGAAAAUUAAAAAAACUACAGGUGAAAAUUUUCAAAAUAUUUUUUUUUAAUAAUUUAUCUCUUUAAAAAAAAUUCAAAACUUAUUAGACGUCGGAUAAAUUAUGAUUUUAAAUUUGGCCGACGACUACUAAUUUUUAAAUUCUUAAAAAACAAUAAAUAAAAAAAAAAAAAUAUUCCAAAUAAUUGCACUCAUAGAUGAUUCAAUUUUCUCCACAUGCAUAUUUUUAUUUAUUUUUUUUUUUUUUGUAAUUAAGUAGUAGAAAAAAAAAUUCAAAAAAUUCUUAAUUAUCUGCUAUCUUCAGAAUCAUGAUAAAUUCAGUAUCAUAUUUUAAUAAGAUCAUACUCUCAUAAUAAGCCCACAAUAUUUAUUUCAUUUAUAUGAUUUAUUAAAAUAUUCUAUUAAAAUAUAAAUUAAAAAAAAACAUCUUAUAAAAUAACUUCUACUGAAAUAGAAUAUAAAAUAAUUACUAAGCAGUGGGUCGAGUGAACGAAAUAAAUUUAUUGAUUUAAAAAAGACGGCACGUAAAUAAAUAAGAGGUUGCUUUGAACCAAAGUAUAAAAAUAUAAAUUGAUUCGAUUUAAAUUUAUAUAUAUAAAUAUAUGUAUUAAAAUUACCAAGUCUUAUUUUAAAAAUGUAAUCCAAAUUACACGUUAAUAAUUUAUAAAAAUUAUAAAUAAUAAAUUAAUCCGUUAAAUUAUAUUCAAUUAAACAGGGUAAAAUUUUUGAUUAGUUUAUUUAUUUUUAAAAAAUUGAUGAAUAAAUUAAAAAUAUAUAAAAUUAAUCCGAACACUUGUUUUGUGAUAACAACGAGAAAACUAUCAGUUUGUAUGAAUUUUGUAUGAUGUAUUUUUCGUGGCGUGUGUGCCUGACCUACGCAAUUGGUGUCAAUUCAUAUGAAUCUAGCAAUACUCGAUUAAUGUCUCAUGAAUAUGCGAUUUAUUUAUGAUGAAGAGUUUUUGGAUAAAAUAAAAUAAAAAAUUUUUAAAAAUAAUAAAAUAUAAUGCUUAUGUAUAAUUAUUAUUACUUAUAAUAAAUAAUAAAUAAUAAAUAAUAAUAUUAAUAUUAAUAAUAAUAUAAUUAAUUAAUUAAUUAAAAUACUAUUAACGUCUUUAUAUAUAAAUAAUAAUUAUAAAGCACUCGAGGUCGUAAUAAGCCCAUGAAAAAUCCACUUGACAAAUUUAUUAACAAUACAAAUUGAUAGUACGCUCGAAAGCGUUUAUUAUAUUAAUUAAUUAAUUGAUUGAUUAAUUAAUGAACCUCAGCUUACGUGUCUUUUUUAAAUAAAAUGGAAAAUUCUUUUGAAAAUUUAGUAAUUAAUUUUUAUUUUUUGUUUGUAAUAAAUUUUUUUUUUUUUAUUCAUUGUAAUAUUUUAUAAAUUUUCGACAGUAAAAAUGAAUCACCACUACAAGGGUAUAACACCAGCUCAAAGAAUGUAAUUUUUAAAAAAACUAAUUAAAUUAUUAAUUAAAUAUUAGAUUAACGAAUAUUAAAAAAAAUUAAUUAAAAACUAAUUAUUAAAUUUAUGAUAAAUAAGAAAUAUUAUUGAGCAGAAUUUUUCGCGCGGCAGCUGGAGAUAAAUUCAAAUUAUUUAAAAUAUUUAAUUUCAAUAAAUUUAUCCAUUUUUAUGAUUUUCAUUCAAUAAAAAUGGUAACUUUUCGGUUAAUACUUUGUGCUCUGUAUUAAUUUUAUUUUUGGACUUUUCUCAAUUUCUCUUGUGGUUGAUAAAUAACAAAGGGUAUAUGCUAUAAAUAAAUGUUAUUUUUCGUAACACUAGUUUAUAAGUAUACAAGAUCUCAUUGGGUUUAAGUAAAAGGUGCUGAUUAAUCUUUCAUGGAAAAUUAAGUAUCGGGUCUGAUUAUUUGGACGCGGAAAAUGUCUGAUGUGCGCGUGAUUUUUAAUACUUAUUUAUUCAUAAAUUAAAAGUUGUUGGUUUAUAAAUUAUCUUUAUUGAAAAGAUUGUGGCUCUGGUUUUAAAUAUCAUUGAGGCACAAAGAAGACGCGGGAAAGUUUAAAAUCUCUACUUGAAGAUGUUUUUGGAAAUUUAAAUGUUGGGUAGUUUGCUGAAGAGUUGAGGCUCGGAAAGAAAAGAUUUAACACAAUUUAUUUUAUUUUUUUUCUAUUUUCGUUUUCCAACUGUCAGUCAUGAGGAAAAAAUGUCGGCUUGAAUCGAUCGAAAGCUUAAAGUUUAAGCUUUUAAAUGAGAGUGCGUGAGCUAUGUACGAUUUUUUGUUACCGAGUUGUGAUAAUUUUUAGCAACAGUCGUCUUUUUCGCUUAGUCAUUCAAUAAGACGGAAGCAGAUUGACGCAGGGUAAUUUUAGAAAAAAAAAUUUAAGCUUAAACAAUAAGUUUUCGAGUUUAUUUAUUCCACUAAAUUAAAAUUAAUUUCUGCAAGACAGAGCUACGAGAAUCAGUUGAAGUUAUCCUUAAAUUGGUUUUGAGUUUAUCCGUCAAUCUUAAAAAAAUUUUUAGUUAUUUAAUUACCAUGGGUUUAGAAAGUUGACAUUUUGAGCCUUCGAAUGACAUUUUUAUUUCUGUAUACUUACAACCUUCUUUUGAAUAGUAAAAAAAAAUUAUACUGGAAAUCGACCCGAGUUAGCCACAAAAAAUCCAAAUAAUUUCUACCCCCAGACCCGAUACUAUUUUUUCCCUAGAUUAAAUUUCCAUGAGCUUCAAAAGAAUGAUUUAUUCCUUAACAAAAGCGUAAAUUCGUAAACAAACGUCGUCAGCAAAUAAAAUAUUCCGCUUAAUAAAUUUGAAAAACAUAAAAAAAUAUCUGAAUACGUUAACAAGUUGACAAACUCAUCCGCAAAAUAAUUAAAGUCCAAAUCAGUAAAUCCUUUGUUUCUCCGAACGACAGCUGCCGCGGCUUUAAAAAACUCACCGACAGUUACCAGUAAAAAUAAUAAAAAUAAUAAACGCAAUAAUAAAAAUAUUGCCGUCGUAUGUCGCUAAAACAUCCACUUUCAUAAUAAAUACAUUUAUUUAAUAACAAAAGUAAUUAUAAAUAUAAAUAAAACUACAUGCUUUAAUUUAUACAGAAAAUAAUAAUAAUAAUAAUAAUAAUAAUAAUAAUAAUAAUAAUAAUAAUAAUAAUAAUAAUAAUAAUAAUAAUAAUAAUAAUAAUAAUAAUAAUAAUAAUAAUAAUGAUAAUAAUAAGAAUAAUAAAGAAAACUAUAAAUAAAUAAAUAAACAUUUGUAUAUUUAUUAUUAAUGUUCACGUAAAUGUUUAUAAAAACAAAUGUCACUUAUGUGUGCUAUAUAUACAUAACUAUUCCCGAAGCAAUAUCGUAAUUAUUGAAACAAUAAAUUUGAUAUGACAUGUGUUUUUGAAUACACUCGGGAUUAGAUAAAACAAUUAAAUAAAAUAAAUAACAAAUACUUUGUGCUCAUUAGAAAAUGGUGAAUGUUAUAUAUUAAUGUAUCAUUAAAUGUCAUUGUUUCAACUACACAUCACUUAAUGUAUUUAUUAAUUAAUUGUCAUCAAAAUAAUUAAUUAGGAAAAAAAAAAUUUUUUUUAUUUUUUUCAGAAUUUAUGACAAUUAGUUAAUAAUUAAAAUAAAAUCACCAAUUGCUUAUUAAAAAAAAAAUUAAAUUAAAUUUACAAAAUCGAAUCUCACUUAUUGUUCACGUGUUUAAUUAUCAAUGUAAUUGCUUAAUUAAAAAAAAUUAAAAAAGCGUCAAUUUAGAUUAAAAAGAGAAAAAAAUUAUAGUUUGUCGACGAUUGAAAAUGAACAACAAAUAAUAAUAAAUAAUAAAUAAUACUAAUAAUAAUAAUAAUAAUAAUAAUAAUAAAUAAUAUUAAUACUAAUGAUAAAUAAUAAUAAUAAUAAUAAUAAUAAAUAAUUAUAAUAAUAAAUAAUAAUAAUAAUAAUAAUAAUAAUAAUAAUAAUAAUAAUAAUAAUAAAUAUUUAAUUAAAAUGUAAAUUAAGUAAUUUCUCCUCGGACAAUUUGGGACUCCGUGGUUUGCUCCCAAUCUAAGAAAUCAUCCCCAAAAAAAAUUGAAAAAAAAAAAAAAAAAAUAAUAAAAAUUCAAAAAAACUAAAAAAAUAUAUAAACAAAAGUAAAAAAAAAUAAUAAUAAUAAUAACGAUAAUAAAUAAGCAAAGCAACAAAAAAAUGUACGAACGAGUAAUCGAGUCUUUGAAAGCUAUAAUUAAAAAAAAAAAAAAAUGCGGAGAGUGAGUGCGUGUGUGUUGACAGAAAUAAAUUAGCGCGUAAUGUGGAAUGGAUUGUAGCUAGAUAGGCAAUUUUUGACCAUUAUUAUUGAUUAAAUAAAAAUUAAUUAAGGCCAUGAUGGCAGAAAAAAAUUAAAACGAUCAGUAUACGAUCGCACGAUUAUUUUAUUUCACUUGUUUUAUUUUUUGUUAAUUAUUGUUUUUUAAAAAAUCUAUAUAAAUAUAUAUAAAUAAUAAAUAAUAAUUAUUGUCAAAACUUGGUUAUUAUUUUAUAAUGAUUAUAUAAUUAAUAAAAUUAAAUAAUUAAUUAAUUUAUAUAUUAAUUGAUUAUUAAUAUUAAUAAUAAUAAUAAAUAAUAACGAUAAUUAAUCCUAUAUUAAACUUUUAUUGUAAAUCUAUUUAAGCAAUUCUUUCACGUCCCUCAUUCUCGUGUGUACGAGACGUGAAAUAUGUAUAUAAAAAUAUAUAUUAUUAUUAUUAUUAUAUUUGCGCCCGCGCACAUACACACUCAAAAUAUAAGACACGGGAUUAUUUAAAUAAAUAAAUAAAUUUAUUCAAUUAAUUUAUAAAAUACAUUCAAAUUUGGCGCGAUUUUAAAGCCAACACUUUUUCUUAUAAAAAGAAACAAAUUUUAUUGUUUAUUAAUUAAUUAAUCAAUUAAUCAAAGACAGUGUACGCAGUCUUUUUGAAACGAUGAGUUUUUUUUAUUAUUAAAUACCAGCGAUAAUUAAAAUUUCCAUACUUUUAUAUGUCGACAAAAUGGCGGCAGCUACAAAAUGGUGACGCGCCAAAAUGGCGGUCACAGAACCUUAAAAUUUUUUUUUCUUCUUAAUAAUUUAACAAAACUUAACCUAUUGCAGUAAUUAAAUUUCAAAAAAAUAAUUUAUAUAUUUAAUUAAAUACUAUAAUUAAUUUUAUCAAUAAUUAAUUAAUUAAUUAAACUCAAAGUUUCCGAAAGACGGCACUACUUUUUAAAAAAUAUAAUUAUUUUAUACACAUAAUUAUUUACUCUUUAGCGUUACACAAACGGCGUAAUUAUUGAUAUAUUAAUAUAUAUAAAUAUAUAUAUAAAUAUAAAAAAAAAAUAAUAAUAUUAAUAAAAUGUCUAAAAUUGAAUAAAAAUUUUUUGGAUAUGAUUAAAAAAUAAGAAUAAUUGUUUAAAAAUGAGUAAAAAAAAAAUAAUAAGUUUAUUUAUACAUAAACCAAAGCAAUAUAACGUAAUAAUUGUAUAUAAGCUUAAGUGUCACACGUAUUUGCGAAUGUUUUUGAUGAUUUACGUUGAAACAUACACACAGACACACAAUUAUAUAAAUUUAUUAUUGUAAUUAUAAAUUAUAAUUAUAAUUAAAAAAAAACAUUUAUUGACUAACAAUAAUAAAUAAAAUUAUGAAUUAAUUAAUAAUAAAUAAUUAAUUAAAUAAAGUGUGUAGUAUGUAUAUUUUGAAUUAAAAUACACGCGCUUUCAAUUCAAUGUAAUAAACAAAUGAGCAAUAAUUAGCUCAUUUAAUAUUAUUAAUAAUAAUAAUAAUAAUAACAAAAUAUGUACUUUCACUUCUAUUCGUAUUUAAAAUUGUUAACAAUGGAAUACAAAAUGUUUUAAAAAAUACUUAACCAUUUUUUUAUUUACACAUCUUCUUUAUCUUUAUCAUUAAUUAUUAAUUAUUAAUUAAUAAUCAUUAUUAUUAUUUUACUAUUAAUUAAAAAAAAAAAAUUACCCACAGUUUUUAUUUUAUUUCUUAAGCUCUAAGAUCAACGCGGACUAGUUCGAAUCCCGUAUUUUUUUUUUUGCUAAAAAAAAACCUGAGUCGAUAAAGAAAUUGCGGGAAGAAAAAUAGUCAAGAGUCAAUUUGUCGUGACUUGGGAUAAAAAGUAAAUAUAAAAAGUAUGAAUGAGUGUACGAGUGUAAAAGAGUUUUAAAAAAACUAAAAAAUAAAUAAUAAAUAAAAUAAAUGAGUUUUAAAAAUUGAUAGACGGUUUAAGACGGCGAGGGAAAACCUGCAAUAUAACAAGCAAUAAAUAAUCCACUCUUAAUCUUUUUCCAUGUAUAAAUAAACAAUUAUGUGGAUGCUUAAUUAACGAGAUUUAUUUAUUAAAGCAAAAUAAUAAUAAUUAAAAAAAAAAAAUAAAUAACAAUUUUACAUAUUCUUACUAAUCGCAAAGAAACAAUACAAAUAAAUAUAAUUAAUAACGUCUAGUGACAUAUUUAAUUAUACGAUUAUGUAUUUGAAUAUAUAAAUAAUAAUAUUAUUAUUAUUAUUAAAAUACAGAAGCAACAAAAGCUAACAGAAGUUACUCUAUCUAAGUACGUACAGUUUCAAUUUUAAUACAUACACUAAACGAUAAUAAUGACAUUUAAUUUUUAAGGUAUAUAAGAUAUAUAUGAUGAUGAUUUAUAAUUAUAAUGUACAGAAUAUUUAUGAAAAAAAAAACUUAGGCCUAAUUUUGACAGGAGAGUCUUUUUAAAUUUUCUUAUUAUUUUAUUUAUUAAAUUUUUAAUUUUCAAAAUCAUUAAUUUUUAUUUUUUUUUUUUU
Microplitis mediator is the source of this 11523-nucleotide messenger RNA. RefSeq names its product RNA-binding protein Musashi homolog Rbp6 (gene Rbp6). Gene Ontology annotation, cellular component: cytoplasm. The transcript is spliced from 16 exons. Lineage: Eukaryota; Metazoa; Arthropoda; Insecta; Hymenoptera; Braconidae. Bases 969 to 2192 code for a protein of 407 amino acids. Gene Ontology annotation, molecular function: RNA binding. The record is from RefSeq and is a predicted model, not a curated record.